Messenger RNA from Myiozetetes cayanensis, 3986 nucleotides. It is a transcript of the gene KCNA10, whose product is annotated as potassium voltage-gated channel subfamily A member 10. Lineage: Eukaryota; Metazoa; Chordata; Aves; Passeriformes; Tyrannidae. The record is from RefSeq and is a predicted model, not a curated record. Gene Ontology annotation, cellular component: voltage-gated potassium channel complex; membrane. The coding region runs from base 267 to 1820 and encodes 517 amino acids. The transcript is spliced from 2 exons. Gene Ontology annotation, biological process: protein homooligomerization; potassium ion transmembrane transport. Gene Ontology annotation, molecular function: delayed rectifier potassium channel activity; protein binding.
CUGGGCUCACGUGGGUACCGGCAUCGCCUUUCCGCAGGAGAGGCUGGAGCAUCCCAGCCCUGCCCGGGAGAGGGGAAGGGGCAGCGCGGCCGGGCAGCCCCCGCCUGGCACGGCCGAGGGAGGAGCCGAUGCCAACAGGGGGACCGGGGUCCCCUUCACGCCGCGGGAGGAUGAGGAUGAUGCAGAAGCCGGAUCCUCAUAGCGUGGGAAAGGCUCGAGCUGCCGGCGCCGGAUCCGGGGAUUUGCGCUGCUAAUCUGAUUAGUGUAUGAUGGACGUGUCCAGUUGGAAGGAGAUGGAGGUGGCACUAGUCAGUUUUGACAACGCCGACCAGAUCGUGGAGGAUCCCUGUUAUUCAAACGACCUCAGCCCCGCCGGGCAGUCGCGCAAGGGCCACCCCAGCUGCGCCAACCUGCUCUCCAACCUGCGCAUCCUCAUCAACAGCGAGAACGCCAACAAUGAGACCAUCUUCUCCAGGUUCUCCGCCGAGUUCAGCGACCACCUGGUGGGGGAGAGGGUGGGCAUGGAUGAGGGGGACCAGCGAGUCAUCAUCAACAUUGCCGGGCUGAGGUUUGAGACGCGGCUCAAGACCCUCGACCAGUUCCCCGAGACCUUGCUGGGGGACCCGGAGAAGAGGAUGCGCUACUUCGACUCCAUGAGGAACGAGUACUUCUUCGACAGGAACAGGCCCAGUUUUGAUGGGAUCCUGUACUAUUACCAGUCCGGCGGCAAAAUACGGCGCCCGGCCAACGUCCCCAUCGACGUCUUUGCUGAUGAAAUCACCUUCUACGAGCUGGGGGAUGAGGCCAUGGACCAGUUCAGGGAGGAUGAAGGGUUCAUCAAGGAUCCUGAGACCCUCUUACCAACCAAUGACUUUCACAGGCAAUUCUGGCUGCUCUUUGAGUACCCCGAAAGCUCCAGCGCAGCCCGGGGCGUAGCUUUGGUCUCCGUCCUGGUUAUCGUCAUCUCCAUCAUCAUCUUCUGCAUGGAGACCCUGCCGGAGUUCCGGGAGGAGAGGGAGUUCAAGUCUGCCCAGGAGCUUUCUAGGAACGUGACGGACACCUUGCUGGCCCACAGCACCUUCACGGACCCUUUCUUCGUCAUAGAGACCGCCUGCAUCGUCUGGUUCUCCUUCGAGCUCUUCGUGCGCUUCAUCGUGUGCCCCAGCAAGACCGAGUUCUUCAGGAACAUCAUGAACAUCAUCGACAUCGUGUCCAUCAUCCCCUACUUCGUGACGCUCACCACCGAGCUGAUCCAGCAGAGCGAGCUCAACGGGCAGCAGAACAUGUCCCUGGCCAUCCUGCGGAUCAUCCGCCUGGUGCGGGUCUUCCGCAUCUUCAAGCUCUCCCGCCACUCCAAGGGGCUGCAGAUCCUGGGCCAGACCCUCAAGGCCAGCAUGCGGGAGCUGGGCCUGCUCAUCUUCUUCCUCUUCAUCGGCGUCAUCCUCUUCUCCAGCGCCGUGUACUUCGCGGAGGUGGACGAGCCGCAGUCCCACUUCUCCAGCAUCCCCGACGGGUUCUGGUGGGCCGUGGUGACCAUGACCACGGUGGGCUACGGCGACAUGUGCCCCACCACGCUGGGCGGCAAGAUCGUGGGCACCCUGUGCGCCAUCGCGGGCGUGCUGACCAUCGCCCUCCCGGUGCCCGUCAUCGUCUCGAACUUCAACUAUUUCUACCACCGCGAGACGGAGAACGAGGAGAAGCAGAUGCUGCCCGGGGAGGUGGAGCGGCUCCUGGCCAGCGUGGCCACGGCGGGCAGCGGCAGCAUGGAGUCCCUCAACAAGACCAACGGGGGUUACCCUCGAGACAAGGCCAAAAAAUGACGCCCGAGGCCGUGACGGGACUGGGCCCUGUCAGGUGGCGUUAACAGGAGAAAGGUAUCCAAACAUCUGCACGCUCUGAUUUGAUUUAUUUAUUUAUUUUUUAAAAUCAAAUAUGCUGCUGCUUUUUUUUUCUUUCUUGUUUUUUUCUUUCUUUUUUUUCUUUCUUUUUUUUUCUUUCUUUUUUUUUUUUCUUCCUUUUUUUUUUUUUAUUAGACAUUUUUCAAUCUCUUGAUUUCCUGCGGCUGUUCAAAUAAAUACCAUCUUUCUUAUCUCUCUGCCCUGCCCAUCGACCUGGUGGUAUUUUUUUUUUUUUUAUUUGAUGCUCAUCUGCUUUUACAUUUCUUGUCCCCUGUCCGUGUGUUAAAGUGGAAUUCCCCCACAGUCAGAGAUUUCCCCCGUUUACUGGAGAGGAAAAAAGGGCAAAAUGACAUGAAAUGCUUUGCUUGGUGGCACCCAACUGUCCAGGGAUGAAGGUGGGUCCAGCUCCCUGUUUCUUUAAUCCAUGUAAAUAGUCCCUCCUCCACGCACCACUUCAGAUCUGGGGGGGUCUGACCGAAUUCCCAGACCUGGGACUGCUCUGCCUGAAAAAGAAGCCGGCAAAAAGAAAUUAGAAGGGAUAUUUUUAGCUGGCUGAGUUCCCCUGGUCUGCCUGACUAAUUAACUUUGCUGGGCACAGCAGUGAUGGAUGGGCCCAAGCCAGCAGGUGAGGGGAUUAGAAGGGCAGGGAUGGUGACCAGGAAUGGUGGCACAGCCACGAGGAACAUCCAGGACACCGGGGGUUGUGACGGAAAACCGAGCUCUGAGAGAGGUAACGGGAUUUCCCCUGCAACAAAAUGGCCUUUCUCCUGCAGCAAAUGCUCAGUUUGGGGGUUACCUGAUGUACAGGCACGUUUGGGGACGAGCCACCGUGGCCCUGUAGUCCUUAUUGCCACUUCUGUUCGCCGCAAAAGCGGCCCAGAGAAAAUCCACGGGGAAAACAAGGCCCGAUUGCUUCCCUUGUUGUGAAAAGGCACUUCUGGUUUGCUUAAACCCUGCAAAUCUCCACUGGCACUGCGAGGGGAGAAGCCAGCAGCAGCUCAUUUUGCCUUUCUCUCCAGUGCCAGCAGGUUUUCUUCUGACAAAGACAUUUUGUUGCCACUUCACUGCCUCACUCAGCUGGUUUUAUUUUUUUUUUUUGGACGUCUCCGCCUUCAUCAAAUCACAGUUUCUUCUUCUCCCAUCCGCUGUUAUCCCACAUCUGCUCCCUUUGGUGUCUCAUCUCCUGAACAUUCCACCACCCCUGCUUUGCAGCUUCGCUCAGGAAGCACUGGGGAAACAGGGAUUGGCUUUUGUUAUCCUGGUGUGAUGGGAAAUGCGAGUUUGGGCUUGCUGGGAUUCCCCCCCCUCCCUGUGGCAGAAAUCCCACAGCUCUGAUUGCAGGGGUGGUUGUUGUUGUUGGUUUGGUUUUGGGGGUUUGUUUGUUGGGGUUUUUUUGGUGCACUGUCUUUCUGCAAUAAAGGUGUUUCGCAUCCCAGGGGAUGGAUCAGAGACACACAAGCACAAAUCCUCUUCCAUUUGGGACAAAUCCCCCUUUUCAUCUGCCCUCCCUGGUUGUUUUUUUUUCCCUCCCCUCCACUAUCCUUUUCUUUCCUCCAUCCCUUACAAACUCCCUACAGUCAUCUCAGACAGGAGAAGCUGUGAGGGAUGUUGGAUUUCCUUCCCACUGUGUCCAAAUUCUGCUCAUCUGUGGGGAUGAUUGGAGGAGGCACAGCUGGGAACAGCUGGGAACAUCCCCAGCUCCUCCCCGUUUAUCGCUCAGUUCUCUCCAUCAGAUCAUCCACAUCCCUAUUUUCCUUUCACAACAGCCUCUCUUUUCCUUUUCCUCUGGAAAACUUAAAACUUUUUACCUUCUUUUAACGUUUUUCAUGCUCCCCCCUCGCCCAGAUUCUCUCCCAGCCCCUCGAACCUGAAGCACUUUUGUUGAUUAUUCCUUGGGAAAUACUCGGCCAUGAGCUCAUCCCUCCUUCUGCUCCCUCAGCAAACACGGACCACAAUGGUGCUGGGAUGGAUGGGUGGGUGGGUGGAUGGAUGGAAGGAUGAACAACCUGAUUCUUAUUGACUUGUAAACUUUAUCCUCAAAUAAAGGAAUAAAUGCUUCAAAGUCUGGCAUGCAGGAAACAUUGUUUA